Messenger RNA from Tricharina praecox, 2676 nucleotides. Its product is annotated as DDHD domain-containing protein. Bases 1 to 2676 code for a protein of 891 amino acids. NCBI's taxonomy places the organism in Eukaryota, Fungi, Ascomycota, Pezizomycetes, Pezizales, Pyronemataceae. The transcript has 8 exons. Gene Ontology annotation, cellular component: cytoplasm. The record is from RefSeq and is a predicted model, not a curated record. Gene Ontology annotation, molecular function: glycerophospholipase activity; metal ion binding.
AUGUCGAGACCGACAACUCCGCUUCCUUCCAACCAGCCGACGAACGAUCAUGCCACGUCCUCGCUGCAUCGGCUAUCGCAGAGAGAGUAUCCGCCGGACUGUCCGCCGCUCAACGUCCGGUGGUAUUACGCGGUGGAUGUCCCGAAGCGAAAGCCGUUCCAACCCCAGAAUACUCCGCCGUCGAAACCUCCGUCGAAGUUCGUAGCGUUCUGCGCUCGCGAUUCCCGCGCCAUCGAGGCCGCCUUCCAAAAGCUUUCAGAAGAGGAGGAGCUCGCCGAGAGUACGAAGUACAAGCGUGCUUCCGCGAUCGAGCUAUUUACGGAUGCGAGCGUGGGUACGGGGAGUUUUGGAGGGUUUGGGAAGCCAUCCCAGGAGAAGGAGGUGAAGGUCCCCGUCAAUGAGGAUUAUCUCUUUGACGUGGACAUCAAGAGGAGAGAGCUGGGACCGGUUUAUUGGGAGGGGCCGGUGUAUGAGGUUAAGCGCGGGACGUGGUUCUAUCAAGAGGGCAGGCCGUGCGACGAGAAUUUGGCUACGCAAAUCGAGGAGGGCUACCUUAACUUAAAGCCAUUCCGGACGGUGGUGGCAGCGGCUACUAAGGAGCAGCCGGAGGCUAAGCCAUCGAAGACGACGGAAUCAAGCACUGAUGGAGAAGCUCCUGCAAAGCCUGUAGCAACAACAACAACAAAAGAUGGCGUUUCAACUUCAUCCACCCAAGCCCAACAGCAAACGUGGAGACUGUUAGGUGCACACCUUAACUCAUUCGUAGUUUUUGUCGAUCCGAAUACAGCAUGGCUCUUUACAGAUGACUUUUACGGGAAACUCGCUGCCACCGUGUGGCAGCGCAUGUCAGCCGGUACUCACAUGGGAGGAAUAAAGCUCGUCAGAGGAUAUUCCGAGCCGAAAUCUACUGUAACGGCUCCAGCAGCUCCAGCGGCUCCAGUAGCUGAAAAUAAGUCCGCACCUUCUGUUGACGAGAAAUAUCAGCAACGAAUGCCGCCGGCUGCAUCGUCUACUAGUUCUACUAUAAGGCAUCCGGACGACGCACCGGACCGACGCAUGAGCGUCUCUUCUGGCCGACUGGCGUUGGAGCGUAAAAUGUCUUCCUACGUGGACCAGCAGGCCGAGGAGAAGAUGAUGGAGGCUGAGAUCAAAGAGGACUACCGCGACGAUGACGAAACUGAUGACCCAGGAAGAGAAAUUGAACAUCUACUAUUGGUGACACAUGGAAUCGGGCAAAAGCUGUCGAUGAAGAUGGAGAGUGUGAAUUUUGUGCAUGAUGUCAACGUCUUCCGAAAGUCGCUCAAGGGCGUCUACGCUGUCAGUCCGGAUUUGCAGGUGCUCAACGGGGAAACUGCCGAGAGCAAGCGGAAGAAUUGCCGAGUACAAUGCCUACCAGUUUGUUGGAGGCAUCUACUUGACUUCCCCAAGCAGUCAUUGAGGCAGAACCGUGGAGAGCAAGAUCUUAGCAGCAAGGACUCGGGUUAUGAGGAGGAGUAUCCCUCCCUCGAGGAUAUUACCGUCGAAGGUGCUCCUUAUGUUCGAAACCUCAUGACGGACCUCGCACUGGACGUUUUACUAUAUCAAAGUGGGACAUAUCGUGAGCAUAUCAUUCGAACAGUUCUUACAGAGUGCAAUCGGAUCUACGCGCUAUUCAAGGAGCGCAAUCCCGGAUUCAAAGGCAAGAUCAGCCUUGUGGGACAUUCUUUGGGAUCGGCAAUUAUCUUUGACAUUCUCUGUCGGCAACCCGGUGAUCCUGGGAUUGUGCUGGCAAAGAAUGAGCUACCGUCACUAGAUUUCCCUGUUGAAAAUUUCUUUGCGUUGGGAUCUCCGGUUGGACUCUUCCAGAUGCUCAAAGGUCGAACCAUCAGUGCACGUCCUAACCAUGGAGGAGAUCCCGUCACUUCUCCUCUGGACGAAAGUUAUGGGCCCUUCGAUCCUAAACCACAUUCAUCCACGGCUGAGAUUCCCUUCCUCGUUUCCUCGCCCAAAUGUGCGCAACUGUUCAACGUUUUUCACCCUGCAGACCCAAUAUCAUACCGCAUGGAGCCCUUGGUAUCGAAAGCAAUGGCCCAACUCAAGCCCCAACCCCUCCCCUAUACCAAGCGCGGCCUCUUCAGCUCCAACGGCCAAAUCGUCGGCGGGAUUUCUGGCAUCGGCCAAAGUGUCACUCGCAGCGUCGCAACAAUGUGGAGCUCUGUCUACUCAGGCAUCGCGAGCUCGAUUCUCAAUCGCAGCUUAGGCAUCACUGAGCCCAUCACAUCCAUUAGCACUUCCGGCGGUGACAAGAAAUCAGGAAUACACCAGAUGGAGGGGAAACACCCACCCACAAUGCUCGAUGCUGAGAUCGAGACGUUGUUCGCCGGGUUCCAGAAGCAGCGGAAGAGUGGUGUCUUGUCAGAUGGAGACGUGGAUGAGUCUAGAGUCAGAAAUGAGGAGGAUAAAGUCCGCGCACUUAAUUCGACUGGACGCAUAGACUUUGCGAUUCAGGAGGGUGUGUUUGACAUCAGUGUCAUCGCGAGCAUUGCUAGUCACUUGAGUUAUUGGGGUGACGAGGAUGUAAAUCAUUUCGUGGUCUCGCAGCUACUAUCGAGAUCUAGGGUUAUGAAACGGAGCCAUAAAGCAGGACUGGGUAAGGGUGAUUUGGGAGAUGGGUGGAGCAUUGGCGGGCUAGAGUAA